Exaiptasia diaphana is the source of this 3273-nucleotide messenger RNA. RefSeq lists its product as uncharacterized. Gene Ontology annotation, cellular component: plasma membrane. The annotation marks the transcript as partial. The record is from RefSeq and is a predicted model, not a curated record. Gene Ontology annotation, molecular function: signaling receptor activity; ligand-gated monoatomic ion channel activity. NCBI's taxonomy places the organism in Eukaryota, Metazoa, Cnidaria, Anthozoa, Actiniaria, Aiptasiidae. The transcript is spliced from 14 exons.
UUCGAUAACAUCAAUAAAGCCAAUAAGCUUCUUUCUCGUGGCAUCGUUGCUCUGAUUGGCCCAAUGACAAGUGCAGCCAUCCCAGUGAUUGGACCUUUAACAUCAGCUGCGCAUGUGCCACAAAUUUUACCGCUGACAAGUUGGGAUACCUCGGCUUUGAACUCACAAGAGUAUGGUUAUCUAGUACGCAUGACCCCAUCAGAAAAACUUAAGGCCAAGGCUUUGGUAGAUAUUAUCAUCAACUAUAAAUGGAAGAAAGUUGCUGUUCUUGGUCUUCGUGGCGACGAAAAUCGAGAAUAUUCUCAAGGGAAGAACGCUUUUAGGAUCCUGGCUGCCAAGCACGAGAUCGAUGUACCCCUGGACCGUCUCUUCCCGCCACACCCUCAKAAGGAAAAGAARCUGSUUCCCUUUCGUGAGCUGUUGUCUUUAGCCCGAGCGAAUUUGCGUGUCGUAGUGGUAUUUGCACCAGUCUGGGCCGUCAAAGAACUUUUGUUCUUCGCACGAAGAACCAAAGGCCUCGUACUUGAAGAAUGGGCAUGGAUCUUCUCAGAUCUCGGGAAUAAUGACAAAGAAUUGAUGGGUCCCGUCCGUGUCACUCCACCAGACAUGAGAGGACUUAUUGGCUUACGAACGGCCAUUGGCAACCCAAAGGCAUUCUCAGUCUUACAAGAAACGUUUGAUAAGAAGACGCAAACGUUUAAUCGGACUACUAAGAUAACACCGUCAGCUGGCUACGUGUAUGACUCGGUUCUUAUGGCAGCCAAAGGAAUCCAGAACGCUUUAAAAGAAAACAUACAGUUGUCAAUAUCGGGGUCCUCAUCUCCAGGGAUUUGUUUAUCCAACGAGCCAAGCAAGAAGAAAACAAAUGGUCUCUAUGACAUGAUCAAAAAGGUCCUAAUACCAGGGUUCAUGAACAGUGACUUGAAAUUCGAAGAGACAGGAGAACCAAGAAGCGCCACGUAUGAUGUUGUCAAUGUAAGGACUUCCGGUUCCGUCAAGGUUGCUGAGUGGAAUAUUUCCAAGAACAAGCGUCUUACCACGCUUAAUGGCACCGAUGUUGUGUGGAUGUCCGGCAACAACAAGAUACCAUUUGACAUACCAAACUACCUUAAAAACAAAACCGUUAAYGUGGUAUCUGUCUUGCUCCGUCAGGGGGGACAACAUCCUGCCUCCUUGUCAGGCAAAAUAGCGGUGUUAGUAUUCUGGUUUGCUACAAUGAUAUUCAACGCUACGUAUACAGCCAACCUAGCCGCACAUCUUACUGUGUCCCGAAUGCAGACCCCAAUUGAGAGUGUGGAGGACCUCGCUCUACAGACUAAGAUCAAGUAUGGUACUCUAAUGGACUCUCAGCUACAGAGAUUCUUUCUUAAUACAGACGUACCACGAUUCCUAGUCAUGGGUCAGUCCAUGGACCAACAAAACACGUGGAUGCCUGACUACGAUACAGCRAUCAAACGAGUCAUGAAUGACAACUUCGCUUUCAUCGCCGAUCGACCCAUACUAGAGUAUAUCACACGGCAGAAGAAGUACUGUGGCAAGCUUAAGGUUAUAGGGGGUGACAAGAAAACGGUUUGCAAGAAAAAUGGGAAAGGCAGACGAUGUAAAAAGAGCAAAAUAACCGAAAGUUGGGANACUAAGCUCUUUAAUAUGGAAAUAUUUCGACUGCAAAGGGAUCUAAUUAUCGACAAGUUGAUGCAUAAGUGGUCGGAAAAAGAAAGCUGUGAGGCCGUGGAUGAUAAUUUGAAACAAGACAACGGCAAGAGAGGGUCGACCUUCGUUCAGCGUGUACGUCUCAAGGACAUGCUGGGUGUGUUUAUUUUUAUGGGUAUCGGUCUUGGCCUAGGGCUGAUCUUCAUGAUCUUCGAAUGGACUUACGCUUGUAUAAGAGAUGUGGCCACCAAACAGGGGCCAAAAAGCUACAUGCAGGCGCUCGGAGUACGUCUAGCACGCGUGUGCCGUGAUAUCUUUACAAAGAAGAAACUCGAAGAUGACCACGAAGACGACCGAAGCACUAACGAAGCCACUCCGAUUCAAAUCCCGCCGAGGAUUCCCAGCCAAUGGAAGAUGCGAAGUGCCGAUUUACGUCAAAUAAGGCCUUCGAUUGACGAGAUGAAGGGCUCUGUUCAUGAAAUCGAUUCUUACGAGGUUAAUGUGUAGUACURGUUGCGGAAGUUGUAAGGUUUCUUUUUAAGCGUUAGUUAUUGCCGCACCUUUAGUGAAAAGGGCCAAAUCAGACGUCGCAUUCUCCAUGUACCAAGUAAAAACUAUUUAUUUUGGCAUGGUUCGGUUCAUGAAAUCGAUUUUUACGAGGUUGAUGUUUAGACUUGUUGCGAAAGUUGUUAGUUUCGUUUGCCUAGUUUAAGCGUUAGUUAUCGCCGCGCGAUGUGAAGAGGGUCAGAUCAGACAUCGCACUCUCCUUGUUCUAAGUAAAAACUAUUUAUUACGGCAAGGUUCGGUUGAUGAAAUCGAUUCUUAUGAGGUUGAUGUUUAGACUUGUUGCGAAAGUUGUUUCUUUUGCCCAGUUACAGCGUUAGUUAUAGCCGCGCGAUGUGAAGAGGGCCAMAUCAGACGUGGCYUUGUCCAUGAACCAGGUAAAAACUAUUAGMGCACGACGAUAACAGAGCUAGUARUUCCCUAAAACAGURGAAUAAAGUKCUGCAGUCCUUUUUCCGAAUAGUCUCCUUCACGGUUACCUGCGCCAUCUUAUAAYGUAGCCSUAAUAAAAUGAGGGUUACCUCCAUUGCCACGACAAUUUCAGAAUGACAACAUUUGAUGAUACUGCAAUCGUCAUGAUAAAUACAGUAGCCAUGGCAACAGACUGAUGUCUAGUACAUCACCAUGACAACACUUACACUAAAAAAGAGUCCGAUGACCUGAGCAUGCCUUUACAUCGAAGCGAGACGACCGUUGAGCGUGCAAUGAUAGAUAACUGCGAAUAAUUGUCUGUAGGUGUCAGAGAAGACUUCUAUAAUUGCACGCUCAACGGUUGUCUUGCUUCGAUGCAAAGGCACAGCUACCUUUCAAGAUGGCGCAGGUAACGGCGAAGGUGAAUAUUCGCCGACUUCCAGUAUGUAAAGUUGUGUUUCAAUCCCCUCUAUGACACCUUAAUAGUCAAAUUUUGUUUCACCGGUUUAAAGAUUUCAAUGUAUCCAAUAUAAAAUCACAUUGAUUUCAACGUAUAUUUAUUUACUUGUAUUUAUAAUAUAUUAAAUUACAUACAUGUUAUUGUAUAGAUAUUUCAAUUUGAAAAAAUAUAUCUAACUAUAAUGAAAA